AUGCGGUUCAUUGGGACCCAGAUCAUGCACCAUCUGAAGAAAAAGGUUUCGGUGAAAGUUCUUAAUUAUGCGGUACACUGGGAUCCAGAUCACACACCUUCAAAAGAAAACGGUUUUGGUGCGAGUGCUUAUGCGGUACAUUGGGAGCCAGAUCACUCACCUUCAAAAGAAAAUGGAUUCGGUGAAAGUGCUUAUGCGGUACAUUGGGAUCCAGAUCACUCACCUUCAAAAGAAAAUGGAUUCGGUGAAAGUGCUUAUGCGGUGCAUUGGGAUCCAGAUCACGCUCCUUCAAAAGAAAACGGGUUUGGUGAAAGUGCGUAUGCAGUACAUUGGGAUCCAGAUCAUGCCCCUUCAAAAGAAAACGGUUUCGGUGAGAGUGCUUAUGCGGUACAUUGGGAUCCAGAUCAUGCACCUUCAAAAAAUGGUUUCGAUGAGAGUGCUUAUGCGGUUCAUUGGGAUCCAGAUCAUGCACCUUCAAAAGGAAAUGGGUUUGCUGAAAGUUCUUAUGCGGUGCAUUGGGAUCCAGAUCGUGCCCCUUCAAAAGACAAGGGUUUUGGUGAAAGUGCUUAUGCAGUACAUUGGGAUCCAGAUCAUGCACCUUCUAAAGAAAAUGGUUUUGGUGCAAGUGCGUAUGCGGUACAUUGGGAUCCAGAUCACACACCUUCAAAAGAAAAUGGUUUUGGUGCAAGUGCUUAUGCGGUACAUUGGGAUCCAGAUCACUCACCUUCAAAAGAAAAUGGUUUUGGUGCAAGUGCUUAUGCGGUGCACUGGGAUCCAGAUCACUCACCUUCAAAAGAAAAUGGUUUUGAUGCAAGUUCUUAUGCGGUACAUUGGGAUCCAGAUCAUGCUCCUUCUCAACAAAACGGUUUUGGUGAGGGUGCUUAUGCAGUGCACUGGGAUCCAGAUCAUUCACCUUCAAAAGGAAAUGGGUUUGGUGAAAGUGCUUAUGCGGUUCAUUGGGAUCCAGAUCGUGCCCCUUCAAAAGACAAGGCUUUUGGUGAAAGUGCUUAUGCAGUACAUUGGGAUCCAGAUCAUGCCCCUUCAAAAGAAAAUGGUUUUGGUGCAAGUGCUUAUGCGGUACAUUGGGAUCCAGAUCACUCACCUUCAAAAGAAAAUGGUUUUGAUGCAAGUGCUUAUGCGGUACAUUGGGAUCCAGAUCACUCACCUUCAAAAAAUGGUUUUGGUGAUAGUACUUAUGCGGUACAUUGGGAUCCAGACCAUGAACAUUCAACUUCUGCUGUUCCUGAAGCACAAGCCAGACGCCACCAGAUAAAAGUUCAAACUGGCAUGUUGUUCUUGAAGAAGAAUCUGCGCGUUGGCACUGUACUGCCUCAAGGGACCAUGUUUGCACGAGGUGGUUCACCAAAGUCUGUCAAUUCUGUCAAUACUCCAUUGGAGUCAAAGUACUUGGCAACCAUCCUUUCACAUUACAAGAUACCUCACAGCUCGAUAAAGGCCAAGCAGGUUGCUGACACCCUUCAUUCAUGCGGCAAACCGGCUGACAAGGAGGAGCCUCACAUGUGCUUCUCAUCUCGCGAAGCAAUGGCCAGAUUCGCUACCAAAUCUUUGGGAGUCAGCGGCGCACGAGCAGCCAUUACAAGAAUUCAUGGGCAUGAAACCCCCAACACCAUGUAUGUUGUGGCACAGAUCGCCCAAUUCAGCAAUAAUUCGGUCCCAUGCCACCCUAUGGAUUUCCCCUAUGAGGUUUUUUAUUGCCAUAGGCCAAGAGAGGUGCAGUCUUUGACGGUGCAACUCAAGGGCUUGAAAGAUGGAACACCAGGUGUGACGGCAACAGCCAUGUGCCACAUGAACACAUCUGAUUGGGACCAGCAGUACUUUGAGCUGUUAGGCGGAGAGCGUGGUGAACCUAUUUGCCACUACAUGCCUACCAAUUACAUCAUGUUCUAUUAG
Messenger RNA from Triticum turgidum subsp. durum (durum wheat), 1911 nucleotides. The record is from the annotation of a GenBank genome assembly. NCBI's taxonomy places the organism in Eukaryota, Viridiplantae, Streptophyta, Magnoliopsida, Poales, Poaceae.